CGUCUUGACAACAUUAUAUCGGGAGAUGUGCGGGGCGACCAAACCGAGGAGAGCAAAAAUCGGAGGUUGCCUGUCACUACUACAAUCAUGGGCACGGUUUCGCUUUCCAUUUCUACGUCCUCGAGUGAACCACCCAUAUACAUUCCCACUCGUAACGAGGUGGAACCAUCCGGUAAGUUAUCGUGGAAUACCGACUGAACUUGAAGAUAUACGGCUUCUAUUGGAGCAACGCUCGGAAGCAGAAUUUCAAUGGACACCAUACGAGGAUCCGGCAGUCCGGGCAGUAAUCCCGGAAGAGUUUUUACAAAAUCCGAAUGCUUGGCACGUGAAAGUAUUGUUGAUCAACUAUGCAACCGUGGAGCCCCACCAGACAGACAGAGUCCUACGACAGUUUGGAUGUAGACAACCAAUCCCUGCGGACCCUGAGGAGUUUGACGAGCACCACAAAAUCGACCUUCGGCUAUUAGGUACGGAUUGGCCGUUGUACUGGUCAGUGUACACAGAAAUGUGGGAAAAUCGGAAUGAAUAUCUACCUACUCGGGAACCAAUCAUCGUUCCCGAGUUAGCGUGCGUUCCAGAAUACAUGCCAUGGUUUAGGGCCCAUGGGAAGCCAUAUUUACUUACGCCGGAGGAGAGGCGGCGGCAAAUACGUGUCGGAAGGGAAAGGCGCGGGCCUCAAAAUCCAAGGGGACAAAACUACGAGGGCAGCCCCUCAACGAGGCCCAGACAUUCACCUGGUUCAUCAUCAGCGACUAUGCAAUCACCGUCCCCAACGAGAGCACCAACGCAGUCACCUGGCGCAGCAAUUCAACAGAUGAUACCCACGCAUUCACCUUUCCCUAUGAUGCCAGGUAUGUUUCCUAGCCCUUAUAUGUACCCUAACCCGUACAUGUAUCCUUUUCCGAAUCCUAUGGCAGGUUAG
This is a messenger RNA of Gossypium raimondii (Peruvian cotton), 922 nucleotides long. Its product is annotated as serine/threonine-protein phosphatase 7 long form homolog. Lineage: Eukaryota; Viridiplantae; Streptophyta; Magnoliopsida; Malvales; Malvaceae. The record is from RefSeq and is a predicted model, not a curated record. The transcript has 3 exons. The coding region runs from base 26 to 922 and encodes 298 amino acids.